Molecule: messenger RNA, 771 nt
Organism: Schistosoma haematobium
Lineage: Eukaryota; Metazoa; Platyhelminthes; Trematoda; Strigeidida; Schistosomatidae
Exons: 10
Coding region: 1-771 (256 amino acids)
Source: RefSeq, a predicted model, not a curated record
AUGAAACUUGUCAAAAUUCCACCGAGAGAACCAACUUCCUCAAGUUUGUACACCAUUACUUUUGUACUCAAACAUCUGAACCAACUGCAUUGUUUUGAACAACAUUCAUCACCAUUCCAACACCAUGAAAAUGGUUUAAGGCAUUCCACACAUUUACCAGAGAAUGGCCCAGACAAUUUACAUACUGUAUUAUUACAGCAUGGAGCAAAUAUAUUAAGUAUCGAUUCAUUGCAUCCUGGAUUCGAGUCUCGUAUGCGGGAUCGUGGAUACGCAAUGCUGAGGAGUCCUAAACUAGAACGCCCAGUGUUUCCAGUACAAACUACUAACUGUUCAAAUGACAUUACAGAUGAUAGCGGCAUGAAUGCACCCAUGGCAAAUUUUAAAUGUAUAAAAUCUGGUGAAUGCCGUACAAUAGGACAAAAUUGUUCCAAAACUGUGUUUUCUCCAUGUUGUGAACAAUUAUAUUGUGGUCUAAAUACAUUAUUUACUGGUAAAUGUCAUCUAUGCCUUGCAGGUGGAUAUUUCUGUUGGACUAGUCAAGAAUGUUGUUCUGGAAAAUGUAGUUGGCUUAAAUGUACAGAUCCAAUAAAGGAUGUUGUUGAAAAGCUGACUGUACAAAGAGAUUGUUUGAGGGGUAUUUUUGUUGUUGUUGUUGUUGAUAUACGUUUAUGGAAUAAAUCGAAUACAUUAAAUGAAAUAAGACUCUUUGCAUUAAAAAAUAAUGACCAUUUUCAAAUUAUACUGUUUCAUAAUUUUAACGCUUUACGAUAA